Messenger RNA from Dovyalis caffra, 789 nucleotides. Lineage: Eukaryota; Viridiplantae; Streptophyta; Magnoliopsida; Malpighiales; Salicaceae. The record is from the annotation of a GenBank genome assembly.
AUGAAAAAGUCGGGUAGGACAGCUACUGAUCAAGGAUUGCUUGCAUUGGCUCAGAAUGAGGGGAUGGCUGCUGUUGUUGAGCUUAAUUGCAAAACUGACUUUGUUGCCAGAAAUGAAAUUUUUCUGUACUUGGCUUUGCUGGUUGAAAAUGCUUCUCAGCUGGUUUCUGGGGUCCAUCCGGUUGGACUUGAGUCUCUGGAGGUAUUGAAGCUAAAUCUUGAACAUCCAAAAAUAAGUGGAGAUACGACUGUUCAAAAUGCAAUCACAGAAGUAGCUGCAAUUAUGGGUGAGAAUGUAAGACUCAGAAGGGACUUUUUGAUGUCUGCACCUUCACCUGGUGUUCUUUCCACUUACCUUGAUACUAUCCUCAACCAGCCCUUGGCUAAUAGUCAUAGAAUGCUCAACAGUUUGGGUCGUAUUGCUGGACUUUUAUCUCUUGAGAUAGAGGAUGGGAAUUCUCAGUUGGAUGCUCUCCAGUGUGUUGGAUCAGAAUUGGCAGUGCAUCUGAUGGCAGCAAAACCGUUGUUCGUGACAAAGGAAGAUAUUUCCUCUGAUGCUUUAGAGAGUGAACUUGAAAUUCUCAAGUCUCAGCGUCUUCCAUGCUGCCCCACAGGCGCUGCUCAGCAAUUUAUCCAAGGAAGUGGGUUCACCCGUGAAGAUAGGGAGUUUUUUCAGAAUGGAAGUUGGAUAUGGAAUUCAAAGGAAAACAUCCCUAGUCUGGUAGGAACCUUUGAAACCAUUCUCAGUAAGCCUGGUGGCAAUUCUGUGUGUAACACUCUUACACUGUAA